AUGCAGCGGCAGGAUGAGUGCGCUAUGCGCUGUGUGUCCUCCUUCCCCGACCUGACCUGGACAAAGAAGAAGUCGCCCAAGCCACUUCAGGAUGCUCACCGGAGAUUUCCUGGACCAAAGCACCUUCAGGACUACUGCGGCCACGUCCCCCGGAAGUUCAACCCUUUCCACGGCGGUCACAUCCUGGAGAAGUCGGCUUCUUUGCCAGCCAUUGCGACCAAGUCAACACAGAAGUCUUCAGCUGCAAGCACCAGCUUUGGUAUGUGGUACGGGCAUGUGGGCAGCUUUCCCAGCCCCGUCGACAACUGGGUCCCUGCUCAUUUCGCUGCUUACCUGAGGUGGAAGGGCAACACUACUAGCGGCACCAAUGCGGCGAUGGCAUCAACGAAGUGUGCAGCUUUGGCAAGGGCCGAUGCCUCUCAAAACAGGGGCGACCAAUCUGGAACAUGCCCGCACAGCACAUCACAGCACGUUGACAUGCUCACACUGCUCCUGUCUCCGUCGUUAGAUUCGCUGAUACAGUUCUGCCCGCCUCCUCGACAGCGAUGGCUGAAGCCGGGGCAGUGGCGGAGCAUGGUGGCAGUGGACAUCAUCGCAGUCACGACAGUUCUGGCAGCAUGCUCAAGGAGCUCUCAGUGGCGGAGAGCCUUGGUGUUGAUGUCUGCUAUGGAGCUCCAACCGGACACAACGACCUGGAACACGGUGAUUCAUGGCCAGAGCAAAGGCUUGGACUGGCGGCGAGCAUUCCUUGAGACAAGCGCCCUUUGCAGAAGGUCCCUGCAGACCUCGAAGGUCACUUGCACGGAAAGUCUCACGGCCUGCUGUGGUUGCAGGAAGUGGAUGCAAGCCCUGGGCAUUCUGCAGCUACGGCACCCUUCACUGCGAGCCGAUGUGAUAAUGUACAGCUCUUCGCUGUCUGCGGCGACGAGUGAAUGGAAGAUUGGCCUGCAAGGAAUUACUGCCAUGGCCUGGCAAUACCUUCAAGUGGACAUCAUCACCUGCAACUCGCUACUGCACGUGGCGCGUGGACGACACGCACGUUGGCAGGCCAUGGCCAACCAGUUAAUGGCGUUUCAGCGCGUCGGAUUAAAGCUCACGCCUGUGACGGUCAAUGUCGUCACCAAUGGUUUUGCUGAGAGUGGUCAAUGGCACUGGGCUAUGCAUGCCCUUGGUGCGGUAAGACAGGACAGCUUGCAAGAUAACUUGGCCAUCUAUGGGUCCGCCGUGCAUGCAUGUGCAGCACGCUGGGUUCGUGCGUCUCAGCUCCUGCAAAAUCUACGGCACUCCCUCAUCGAAGCGAACACGAUCGUGUUCGGAGCGGCCACAGCUGCGUGCGGUAAAGAUCAAAGAUGGACACGAUCCACUCACUUACUGUCCGAGCUCCGGUUAAGUGCACUCCGAGUGAGCACAGUGGCACAGAAUGCAGUCCUCAAUUGUUGCAGCCAAGCUCAGCUUUGGAGGCUUGCGCUGGCAUUUUGGUACACCGCCCUGGGACACGGGCUUGAAUUAGACGUCGUCAGCUCCGGGACAGCGAUCAAGGCCUCCGGAGACUGGGGAUUGGCAGUGCAGCAUUUGAAUUUGUCGCGCCAGAGGACCCUGCAGAUAGAGAUCAUCACGCUCAACACAGCUCUGGACUCCAUGGAAGGAGCCAUGCGUUGGACCGGUGCCCUUUCCCUCCUACGCCGAUUUGCACCUGUCAUGCUGCAAACGGACGCAGCAUCCGACAACACCAUCAUAAGCGCCCUGGGCAAGGCGGGCGCCUGGAGCCUCGCGGCUUCGGCGGCUUCCGGGUUUCUCCAGCGCAGACGUGCAGAUGUUGUUUCCCUUGGCGCGGCCGUGUCCGCCUGCGAGCGAGCCUUCUGCUGGCAGCGGGGCCUCCUCCUUCUCACUCUUUUUGCCCGUCGCAGCCUUCCGCUGAAUGCCGUGGUGUGCAGUGCAGCCAUUGGUUCGUGUGAGAAGGCGCAGCUGCAGCUAGCGAUGGAACAUGCGCGUGGUUUGCAGUUGCCCAGCCGAGACCAUGUGCUAACUUUUGCUGUCCCAAAGAGGAUUGGGAAGCUUUGGCCAUGGUGGAGAGGGCAUCGCCUCCCCGAGCCAUGGCCUCGUGGCGGCAUGGGCAGAGAAGUCCUGGAUUGGCUGCCCCUCUUGUCAGGAACGCUGCAUCCGCGGGCUGGCGGCCUCCCAACCAUUCCGGCUGGCAUUACCUCAGCGGCAUCACCUGGAUGGCGACUCAUGGGCAUAGCAUCGGGCAAAAAGCUGGAGGUCUAUGCUGCCCUGUCCACCACACCCUCGCGGUUGCGAUCCGGCCGUGAGCUGAAGUCGUGCCUCAUGUCGCUCUUGAAGCAGCAAGCUCCCAUGCAAGUGCUCCUAGCUGUCCCGCGGGGUCCGUGGCGACGCGGUGGCGGCGCGGCCGCGUAUCCGGCUGCUCUUCCGCCAUGGCUGGUACUUCUGAAGCGGCGGUGGAGGCGACUAAAGGUUCUUCGGUGCACGGAUUUCGGACCCGGAACUGGCUUGCUUGCAGCUGCGAAGCUGGUUCGAGACCCGAGCGCCUGGAUUCUUGCCGUGGAUGAUGAUCACAGCUAUCACCCAGAACUCAUAACGAACCUACUCCGCUUUGCUGCUGGAACUCCCGGUGCCGCCGUCGGUGCCCAUGGCUGGCUGGCUUUGAGUGACAGAGACUUUGGCAAGGCCUCUCAGGUGGCUGGUCCGGCCCUGGCCCGGAAUUUGCGAAGAAGCGCCGAAGAAGGGCCCGCAGGGCCCAUCCUCUGCCACUUCCUUGGGCUUUUGCUGCAGAGGCAAAUGCUGGAUGGCUUGAGGCAGCCCAGUCGAAGCUCCGCCUGCAGCGACCACAACGACAUCUGGCUGUCAGCACACCUCGCAAAGAGGAGGAUUCGGCGGGCAAUGGUUUCCGAUCCCCUUGGUGCAAGUGACUUGUCAACUCAUCGAAGACAGGGCCUGUCCUUGUCUCGGAGAAGACGUCGGCGACCUGAGCACAGCUGUCUCGCAGAGUUCUUGGAGACACAUGGAGCUGAGUUGUGGAAACCCUUCCCCAGAGUCGUGCUAUGCUCCUUGCAGCCGCCGCUUGGCAUUGCCGAUCACAUUGGCGCAGCAGGUCUGCCGGCCGAUGCUAUCUACAGUUGCGGUCGUCAUCCGCGACCGCGGGACCGUGAUGGGCGCAACGGCAUCAGGUGGCUGCCGUGUUCGGCUUCCAGUGAAGAGGAGUUUCUGUCGCAUGUGCUGCUGUGGGAACGUGAGGCUUCGACAAUCCUCAUGCUCCCACCUUCGCUACCUGACCAGUCUGCGCAGAGCAGGGAAGAAGCAGCAGUGAUGACGGCGCUGCUCAAGUGCCUGGCCAAUUUGCCUGUCUCGGAGGGUUUCUGCGAAGCACAGCGCUGGCGGGCUGUGACGGUUGCCGAGCCGUGGCACAAUCUUGGCCGGAAUGACAGGGAGUGGGGUGAGGGAUCAUGGGACUGA
Molecule: messenger RNA, 3471 nt
Organism: Symbiodinium sp. CCMP2456
Lineage: Eukaryota; Dinophyceae; Suessiales; Symbiodiniaceae
Source: the annotation of a GenBank genome assembly